Messenger RNA from Naegleria lovaniensis, 1383 nucleotides. RefSeq lists its product as uncharacterized. Gene Ontology annotation, cellular component: membrane; SNARE complex; endomembrane system. Gene Ontology annotation, biological process: vesicle fusion; intracellular protein transport; vesicle-mediated transport. NCBI's taxonomy places the organism in Eukaryota, Heterolobosea, Eutetramitea, Acrasida, Naegleriidae. The transcript is spliced from 2 exons. The coding region runs from base 1 to 1383 and encodes 460 amino acids. Gene Ontology annotation, molecular function: SNAP receptor activity; SNARE binding. The record is from RefSeq and is a predicted model, not a curated record.
AUGUCCGGCAAGCAAUCACGAGGCUCAUCAAGCCCCCAAACGCAACCUUCCCGAAAAAAGAAUAACAAACAGAAAAAUUCAAUGAUGAAAUCAUCAACAACAUCCUCAUCGGGAUUUGAUAUGUUUAAAAGUGCAGUGAACUCUUCUAUUCAGUUUGGAAAGGAAUCCAUCGCUGAUUUGAGAAAAAGUAUUUUAGAUACAAGCUUUAAUUCUGCUGCAUUUACAGAUGAAGCAGAUAGUGAUGAUGAAUUGUAUAGAUCUGCUCGGAGUGUAUUUUCGAGUACAUAUUCAACUAAAGGAGGUGGAAAGAGCAAAGUACAAUACGAAUCAAGCUCGGAGAGUGACGUGUCACUGUGGGAAGAUAAAGAGAUGGUCCAAAUUCAAAGUGAUUCGCUUGUGAAACGUAAUUUGACAAAUCUAUAUUCCACAUUACGGACCAAGCAAAAAGAACGACAACGACUGGAAGAAAAUGAAAAUUUCUUCUUCACUGAUGACUCAAGCUUGCAGGCUGAAUCGUUAUUGCAAAGCGAGCACGAAAGCCAGAGAGAUGUUGAGUUGGGAGAGAGUCAAAAUCCUGAAGAUGCAGAAUGGAUUCAAUUGUUUGAAACUUGUAAAGAAAAACUUGCAAGCAUUGCUUCUGGCAUUGUUGAUCUCAAAAAGUUGCACCAACAGCAUGUUAAAUUUACGGUACAGAAGGACUUUGCUUCCGAAGAGGAAGAAAUCAAAGUGUUGACAAAUAACUUGAAACAAUCCAUGACGUACUGUAAGAAACUAAUUGAUCAAUUUGACAAGUAUGAGCUUUUAGCAAAAAAGAAAAAGAGAAAACAAUUUAGACUUGUGAUCACAAAUGCCAAAAAGUCACUCUUUACUUCACUUAGCGAGUUAUCAACCGAUCUGCAGCGAGAACAACGAUCAUUCUUAGACAAAUUGACCCAACUCAAAUCCAAGAAAAAAGAAUUACAAAAAAUCCAUACCACAGCCACAGUGGAAGAAUUUUCAAAAGAGGAGCUUGAAAGAAUUGAAGCCAUCGAGCAGCGAUAUUAUGAGCCGAAUGUGACACAAGAACAGGUCGAAGAAUUAGUGAGACGUGAGCGAGAGAUUAUUCAGAGGGAUCGAGAGCUCAGAGAAGUACUCGCAUCCAUUGUCGAGCUUCACGAGUUGUUUCAACAAAUCUCUGCACUCAUCAUUGAACAAGGGUCUCUUCUCGAUCGAAUUGACCACAACAUUGAAAUCACGCGUGAACACAUUGUUGAAGGCAAUGAGAAUUUGAUUGCAGCAGAAAAGGCUCAAAAAUGUGGUUGCUUCAUGUAUAUUAUCAUUUUCCUAUCAGUUGUAGUGGUAUUUUUGGCUUUCUUGGUCAUUAUCAAAUUGAGUUUGAGAUAA